UCUCUCUCUCUCUCACAAAAAGCACUUAACUUUGCCUUGCCAAUGACCAAUGACGGGUGUGGGGAUCAAAAUGGCGAUGGCCUCAAUAGCUAUGAUGUGGUACACGUGUCAGGCGGACAGCAACCUCCAUCCUCUAAUUCUGGUGCCUGGAAGUGGCGGGAACCAACUGGAAGCGAGGUUAACCAGAGACUACAAACCCUCAAGCUUCUUCUGCAACCGGUGGAACCCAAUUAGUAAGGACAAGAAUGGUUGGUUCAGGCUCUGGUUUGACCCAAGCGUCCUCUUAGCCCCAUUCACCAAGUGCUUUUGUGAGCGCAUGAUGCUCUACUAUGACCCCGACUUGGAUGAUUACCGAAAUGCCCCUGGUGUUGAGACCAGAGUCCCUCACUUUGGUGGAACCCAAGCUCUGCUCUACCUUGAUCCACAUCUCAAGCACAUUACAGCUUAUAUGUCAUCCCUUGUAGAAUCUCUUGCAGAAAUUGGGUAUGUUGAUGGCAAAACCCUCUUUGGAGCCCCCUACGAUUUUCGUUAUGGCUUAGCAGCAGCAGGUCACCCCUCUCAAGUUGGUUCGAAGUUCCUUCAAGAUCUGAAAAGUCUAAUAGAAGAAGCAAGCACUUCUAAUGGUGACAAGCCAGUAAUACUUCUCUCCCACAGCUUAGGAGGCCUAUUUGUCCUUCAACUGCUUAACCGAAACCCGCUUCCCUGGCGCCAAAAGUAUAUCAAACACUUUAUUGCAUUGUCCGCGCCAUGGGGUGGCACAGUCCAGGAAAUGCUCACUUUUGCUUCGGGAAAUUCCCUCGGAGUACCCUUAGUUGAUCCAUUGUUAGUAAGAGCAGAGCAAAGGAGUUCUGACAGUAACUUAUGGCUCAUGCCCUCUCCUAAACUAUUUGGUCAUAAACCACUUGCUGUCACACCAAAUGUUACAUAUUCAGCAUAUGAUAUUCCCCAGUUUCUUGAAGAUAUUGGUUUCCACGAAGGAGUCCGGCCUUAUAAAUCUCGAAUUUUGCCUUUGAUGGAACAUCUACUAGCUCCCGAAGUGCCCAUUACAUGUAUAAUUGGGAGUGGCGUUACGACGCCAGAGAGUUUGUUUUUUGGAGAAUGCGGGUUUGAUAAGCAGCCGGAGAUAGUGUAUGGGGAUGGCGAUGGUACGGUGAAUAUGGUGAGCUUGUUGGCUGUUGAAUCAGAAUGGGGUGAGAAUAGAAAUCAAACCCUUACGGUGAUUAGAAUACCUGGGGUUUCUCAUACUUCCAUACUGGAAGAUGAUACUGCACUACGUGAAAUAGUUGGAGAACUUCAAUGUAUUAAUUCUGACAUUAUGAGAACAGUUGGUUCAAGGACUUCAUAAACGCUAGGGGCUGUCUAGUUGUAGCAAUCUACAAUCAUCUUUUGUGAUGACAAUGAUCCGGGUUUCUAAUGCAACAUGGUUUCUUUGAAGGUUGCUUUCCUUCCAGUUAAAAAAGAAGUAGCUUUUCUUAAUUUGCACUACGGUGUUAGAGGUGAAGGUGGGUAUAACGCAAUAAUAAGCUUGCUGGUGGGUUUAACACAAUAGUGAGUUUGCUCGGUUGUGAUUUGUGCAUUAG
This is a messenger RNA of Ilex paraguariensis (yerba mate), 1580 nucleotides long. The record is from the annotation of a GenBank genome assembly. NCBI's taxonomy places the organism in Eukaryota, Viridiplantae, Streptophyta, Magnoliopsida, Aquifoliales, Aquifoliaceae.